AUGUCCUCUGCCAAUUACAUGUCUCCCUCUUCCUCGACGACGCCAACAUGGCAUCAGUUCGAACGGAAGGUCGAGGAGGUGAAACCAUCCAAAACUGAUAUCAAUUAUCUAGUCAUGGAUUACCUAAUCACCAACGGCUAUCCAGCUGCUGCGAAGAAAUUCGCACUAGAGGCCAACAUCCAACCCAGAGCAGAUAUCGAGUCGAUUCAGGAAAGAGUUGACAUUCGUACUGCAAUUCAUUCUGGGAAUAUCCAAGUUGCCAUUGAGAAGAUCAAUGAGCUCAACCCACAGAUCCUAGAUGAAAAUGCCCCUUUACAUUUCGCCUUGCUGCGACUGCAGCUGGUGGAGUUGAUUCGCUCAUGCACCUCUUCCCCCGAUGGCGACAUCAGCCCUGCCCUUGAGUUCGCGACCUCGCAACUCGCACCGCGGGCACCCACCAACCCCCAGUUCCUCGAGGAUCUUGAGAGGACUCUUGCGCUCUUGAUCUUCCCGAUGGAUAGCCUGUCUCCAUCACUUGCCCCUUUACUACACCCCGACCUUCGUAAGGACAUAGCCAACCGCGUCAACGAAGCCAUCCUGCUGAAUCAAGGCGCUCGUAAAGAGGCCCGGCUACGCAACCUGGUCAAAUUGCGCGCGUGGGCCGAACAGAAAGCCCGGGAGGCUAAGAAGGAUAUACCCGAGAAGCUGGACCUCGGACUGGGCGAUAACCCCAACACCCACAACAGUAAUCCCUUGGCCAGUUCGACCAGUGCCAGCCACAAUGGCUCUAACGACACCGUAAUGACCAAUAAUGGGGAUAUCGACCCCAUGAUCUCAUAA
This is a messenger RNA of Aspergillus luchuensis, 819 nucleotides long. RefSeq lists its product as uncharacterized. The transcript has 4 exons. The record is from RefSeq and is a predicted model, not a curated record. Gene Ontology annotation, biological process: proteasome-mediated ubiquitin-dependent protein catabolic process. Gene Ontology annotation, molecular function: protein binding. Bases 1 to 819 code for a protein of 272 amino acids. Lineage: Eukaryota; Fungi; Ascomycota; Eurotiomycetes; Eurotiales; Aspergillaceae. Gene Ontology annotation, cellular component: nucleus; cytoplasm.